AUGUUGCUGGUGCCCAAGCUGCGUUCGUUGGGUCCAGGCAUCGGCGACCUCUGCAAGACGUCGACGGUCGUCCUCACGUCCAUCUACGCCCAGUAUUAUUAUUCUGUGGCUUUGGACCGACGUUGGGACAUUGUCCAUUCCCUAGGUCGAGCUCGUCAUUGUUUGAUGAAUUCCAAGGACAAAGCCGCGAAUUACUUCGAAUUGACCCUUCGGGACACGGAUUGGGCCAACUUUACGAAGUCGUGGGACGUAGCGAUUGCGCAGGCGUUGGAGACGUCCCCCGAAGACCUUCAAUGGCUAAGCGUCCGCCCAUGA
Messenger RNA from Aphanomyces astaci, 315 nucleotides. RefSeq lists its product as hypothetical. The transcript has a single exon. The record is from RefSeq and is a predicted model, not a curated record. Lineage: Eukaryota; Oomycota; Saprolegniomycetes; Saprolegniales; Verrucalvaceae. Bases 1 to 315 code for a protein of 104 amino acids.